AUGCUGAGGACCGUCGUAGGUCAAGCAAGAUUUCCGCGGAACGCGAAGCCCUUUAUCACACUUCCCAACUUUUCUCCCUUUGGUGGCGCACCCUCGGGGCAGAACAACAAUGAAGGCCAAAAGUAUCACGAACGCAAGAUGUUCCCGUAUAAGCCUAAGGAGCUAUACGAUGUCAUAGCAAACGUCUCGUCCUAUCCCCAGUUUGUCCCCUAUUGCACAAACUCUAGGAUUUUGCAACAGUACAAACAGAAUGGUGAGACCCAUAUGGACGCCGAGCUUAGCGUCGGUUUUCUGGCUUUCCAGGAGAGCUAUGUUAGCAAGGUCAUAUGUAAACCUUACGAGUCUGUAGAGGUGUUUCAGGCGACUGCAGCAUCUACCAUGCUGUUCAACGAGCUGAAGACUAUCUGGAGGAUCCAACCUACAUCGACACGCUCGCCAGGCGAAAUGAAUAACACGCCAGAUCAUCCGACCGGAGUGGUGGAUAAUGAAGGUGGUCCUACCCUUGUGACCUUAGACCUCACGUUCGCGUUCGCAAACCCCGUGUAUGCCUUGGCUUCUUCGACCUUCUUCAAGCAAGUUUCGCAGCAAAUGGUCAAAGCUUUCGAAGAUCGCUGUAUUCACGUGUACGGACGACGUAGCCUAUAG
Molecule: messenger RNA, 645 nt
Organism: Coniophora puteana RWD-64-598 SS2
Lineage: Eukaryota; Fungi; Basidiomycota; Agaricomycetes; Boletales; Coniophoraceae
Exons: 3
Coding region: 1-645 (214 amino acids)
Biological process (GO): cellular respiration; ubiquinone biosynthetic process
Cellular component (GO): mitochondrion
Molecular function (GO): ubiquinone binding
Source: RefSeq, a predicted model, not a curated record